Bactrocera oleae (olive fruit fly) is the source of this 1243-nucleotide messenger RNA. RefSeq lists its product as uncharacterized. Lineage: Eukaryota; Metazoa; Arthropoda; Insecta; Diptera; Tephritidae. The record is from RefSeq and is a predicted model, not a curated record.
GUUCACUUUGUUAAUUGUGUAUUGAGAAACAGAUUUCGAAAUUCAUUUUCAAAGAAACAUUUUAUUAAAAUUCUUUUUUGUAUUUCAUCUACCUAAUAAUUCUAUGAAAAAGAGCUGCUUUUUUUAAAAAGCGGAUAUUUUGACGUGAGAAUUUUUGAUUGAUAAUUAAGGUGCUCUUCCGAUUUGAAGUCAAACUAAGUCAUAAAAGUUACCGCCAACGGCCGCUGAACUUGAGUUGUAAUCAAAACUUUAUACAUCAAAAAUCCGCUUUGAGGAAUGAGUUUCAAAUAUAAAAUGGGCGAGAUAUGCAAAAUAUUUCAACAGUUCAACGUCAGAUGAGCCGGUGAGUGAAAGAAGCGUGAUGAGCUAAAAGAGGAAGACGUCCCUCGAUAUCCUUUUCGUAGCAGCUCCAUCAGCAGAAACUUACGGAAUUUCUUAUUGCAACGAAGCGUAUUUCGGUGCUCAACAACCACAUACGUACAACGUCCAUAACGAGGUAGGCACCACCACCUAUCGCCAUUUUAGCUGCUACCAUUCAUCACCGAUGGUUUUGGCGCUCGCGUUGAUCCUGCUGCUGUCACUUGCCAACACGUCACAAGCGCGUCGUUCGCAAAAACGUCUCAUCAUACAUGUACCGUUCCGGAUUAAAACGCACCACCACACACAUACGGUCUAUGCACAUAUACGCAGCGCCGCCAGUGGUGGCACCGGCAGCGGGCACAAGGCGAGUGGCGCCAAACAACAGACAAUCUAUAAAAUCCUUAGCUUUGCCAUGCAGGGCAACGGCUAUGGUGGACCGACUGGUCACGGAGGACACAGUGGACACGGACAAGUCGCGCAUAAGAGCGGGCAUGAUGGUAAUCAUGGCGGCGGUGUUGAGGGUGACUAUGAGCCCGAAAUUACGCCCGUCGCACAUGAGCACCACAGUCAAAGCGCCGUUAUGUAUGAUGAUUUUCAUGGUGGUGACGGUGAGCACGGUGAACGCGCGGGCAGAUGUAGCGAUGGUCCACAUGGCUAUGGCGAUAUGCUGUUCAAUCAUUUUGCGCGCAGCAGCGAUGAAAGCAAUGAAAGCGACGAAUUUCCGGAAGUGGAGGAAUAUGUUGAUGAGGACGAGCAAGGCUUUGAAUGGGAAUGAGUUCGUUUCUUUAUUUGACUUAUAACUUUAUGAAUAGUUUUUAAACUUUUUGAGUGUUUUUUUUUUUACAUAUUUGCAAUAAACUGUUUUAAUGAUGCUUUGGUGUUA